AUGAGCAAAAUAAUUAAUCUUCCGUAGAAAAUAAAGGAACAUGAAUUCAAUUUGAAAGACUACUCAACAGAACAAUUUGAUGAGAUUAAAAAGAAUCUGAUAAUGAAGAUAUCAGAUAAUAGGAACAUGAUUGAAUUACUGAAAUUUUUAGUCCAACUUACUAGUAGAGAUGAUCAAUUCAUCUAAUGUGGAUCCAAUUCACUUAAUAUGCUAAUAAGGAUGAAGGUAGAUCUAAGAAACCAAUCAUUUAAGAAUAUCAGGAUGAAGAAUACUUCUAUGAUUGGAGGAACCUUUGUACGGUGUAAUUUUAAUGGAUCUGAAUUUAAGAAUGUAGAUAUAAGUGGAGUGAAAUUUAAUGGUGCUUAAUUGAUCAAUUGUAAUUGGAAGAACAUUAAGAUCCAUCUAAAAACUAUUUAUAUCAGGAAAAUAAAAAUUUUAAUUAAAUAGCCAUACUAUAUCGGUUUAUUCGGUAUGCUUCUCUCUAAGGGUAUUAAUUGA
Molecule: messenger RNA, 498 nt
Organism: Paramecium pentaurelia
Lineage: Eukaryota; Ciliophora; Oligohymenophorea; Peniculida; Parameciidae
Source: the annotation of a GenBank genome assembly